Neopsephotus bourkii (Bourke's parrot) is the source of this 2310-nucleotide messenger RNA. It is a transcript of the gene MMACHC, whose product is annotated as metabolism of cobalamin associated C. Gene Ontology annotation, biological process: cobalamin metabolic process. The record is from RefSeq and is a predicted model, not a curated record. The coding region runs from base 46 to 777 and encodes 243 amino acids. Lineage: Eukaryota; Metazoa; Chordata; Aves; Psittaciformes; Psittacidae. Gene Ontology annotation, cellular component: cytoplasm. Gene Ontology annotation, molecular function: cyanocobalamin reductase (cyanide-eliminating) (NADP+) activity; demethylase activity; FAD binding. The transcript is spliced from 4 exons.
ACACUCCCCCCGCCGCGCCGCGCCUCCCGUGGUGCCCCGCGCGGCAUGGAGCGGCGCGUGGCGGAGCGGCUCCGCGGCGCCCUGGACCCCUUCGGCUUCGAGGUGCACGCCUUCAAGGUUGGAUGGUACAAUGCUGUCGUGCAGCCCGCCUUUCAUCUCCCCUACCCAGAUGACACACUGGCCUUCGUGGUACUCAGCGCGCCUUCAAUGUUUGAAAAAGCCCUUAAACCUUUUGUGAACAAAGAACGGUUAAAAAUAAUCCGGGAUCCUGUGGAUCAGUGUGUUUCUUAUCAUUUGUCACGUUUGAAGGAGAAAUUCCCUGACCAGACAGUGGACAUCAUGUUUGAUUACGAGCUUCUGCCAAACCGAAAGCCAAAGUUCUUGGCUCAGACAGCUGCCCACGUUUCUGGAGCUGCGUAUUACUACCAAAGGAAGGAUGUGAAGCUUGAUCCUUGGGGGGGAAAGAAGAUCUUUGGUGUAUGUAUCCAUCCCAGGUAUGGUGGCUGGUUUGCUAUCCGAGGUCUUCUCCUCUUCCCAGAUAUUCAGGUACCAUUCCUGGAGCAGCAUGCCCCUGUUGACUGUGUGAGCACAGAGGAGCAAAGAAUUGAGUUGCUGGAGCAAUUCAAUUUCCACUGGCAGGACACUCGCUACCGGGACAUAAUUGAAGUGAGGGAAAAGUAUUCAGAGGAGCAGAAAACCUACUUUGCCACCCCUCCAGCGGAGAGAUUCAAACUGCUAGGGCUGACCCAAGAAGUCCACAGAAGCAUAUUUCACUGAGUAACAAGGUUCUAUGAAGGGACAGAGGGCAAGUGAAGUGUAACUCAUCAGCACCUUCUUUUCCAUGGUGCUGAUGAGGACAGUGUGCUGAUACAGAGGUGGCAAAUCCAAGGAGUGUGUGCAGUGUCUCAAUCCAAACAUCAGCUCCUCAGAGUAAGAGGGACCGCUGCAUUUUGGCACUUGUGGUCUGGAGGAAGGUGGGAGCAGUCUGUGCUGUUGCUGAUUUGCUGUGUCUUUUUGGAGUCUGGCAAGAUGCUGAUGAGCCAUUGGUUGGGAAAAGUUCAGCCAUCCUGGCAGCUGGAAAACUCAUGCUGCUCAAUGGAGAAGUCAUUUUUAUUCUGAAGAAUUUUCUUUCCAAAUGUUUUAGGUUUAUUCUGUGUACAAGUAAAAUUUCAAUCAUUGUACUCCAGAAUAUUUCACCUGAUCUCAGGGCAGGUAUUCUUUUAGACGUAUCCUGCAUUUUAUUACCCUGUGUCAUAACUCUCCUUAGCGAGUAAGUGUCCAGUAUUUUCAAUAUUGCCUUCCUCAGAAGGAAAAUUACGCUGAAUUCCUUCACUUCCAGUGAAGCUGGCUGAACUUAAGUAAGAACUCUUUUAAUGUCUCCUUUCCUUAACAUCCAAAAGAAAAUUCUCCAGAGAUUGUUUUGUUGAGUAGCGUGGUCGUGCACAUGGAGCAGGAGUAAGGAAAACAGAGCCGACAGCUACCUCCUUCAGGGUAGUUACAAAAGGGAACAGGACAGUACGAAGGUCACAGCUCAAACCUGCCAUUUCCUCUUGGCCCAGGGUCAGCUCCUCAGAGCAAGGUGAUGUCUUUAGGUCAAUUUUAAUCCAUUGUAUAGAGCAGCCAACUAACAUCUUCAGCAAGAUGCUGAGUGUUGGUUUUAUUCAUGUUACAAUAACUGACUAAAAAAGGCAAUUCUAAUGACCUUUUCCUAAGGUAGAUGAGGUUUGCAUUUAAGGUACAAGCUACACACACUACAGUUUUACUACCAUGGCUUCCCGUUGUACUUUCUGUAUGAGGGAGGUAAACCUGCACACACAUAAAAACCAUUGCAUGAAUGUUUGCAUGUGUGACAGGUUUGCCUGUCAUGCACACAGGCAAACAAGCAGAGAGAAGAAAAAAUAUUCAUGACAUUCAUGUGACAUAUUGCUGGGUAAAAUACUUUCAGACAGCAACAUAAUUUUUAUUCAUUAUUUUCUCCUGUUAGAUUUGUCCAGAGGUUACAACGUCACUGGGAAUCAGCAAUUUAAUUUAUCUGAGGGUACUUUGAGGCUCGGGCCUCACUGAAAUAAUAUCAUAAAUAGUAUUUUGUGAGAGUUUUGUUACUUGACUAGAGUACAGUGCUGCAAACUCUAAGCACUUUUCCUCUGCCUAUCAACAUGAUGAAGUAAAAAUACACUCUUUGCAGAACUGAGCCCUUUCGUUUUAUUUAACAUUGUUAGUCUUGCUGCCUUUUGGAGACUCAAACACUAAGAUGGCCUUCACACUAAGUCACUGCUUGAUACACUUUUUCAUAGUCUGAAUAUUAACUAA